AUGCCCACCGAUGUAUUCGCCCAGCGAAUCAUCAGCAAGAUCGUCAGCCCUGAUCCCCCAAACUAUAUGUUUUUCGGUUCCAAAGUCUACCAUGCUCAGUGUGACAAGCUAGCUGCCGAUGUCGCGGGUUCUUUCGAUCGUACUGACGUAUCGCGUCUUCAGGGCGCCUUGCUACCAGUCAUGGCACUACCGUUCAUCCUGAACAUACUUCCGUCCCCGACUUCAAGGAGCGUGUUCUACACCCGCGCCAUCGAGAAGUUCGACGAGAAUGUAUUCGAGAGCGCGGGCUUCCCGCCUUGGGGCGCGGGAGAGGCCCGCCAGACAAGCUGGAUCCAUAGCGCGGUCGACAAAGGUGAGCCUUGGUCGGGCCCAUACCAGACGCCUUUUACGCCGUCUGGCGCGUACUCUUUUGCUUCACCGUUCAUCACGUCGUGCCCCGAGAGCAACCCUCCUUUGCCAGUCUGUCGUUCUAUUAGUCCCUCGAUGCCCAAGGCAGGGUCCACCAUCAAAGUUUCCGUCGACAAAUCGGACUCUACCGGCAUGUUUAUGGCAUACUACUUCGGCCUGUCUGUCCUAUCCUUAGAAAUCCAGGACGGGCAGAUGAUUAUUCCGGAGGGACUUCAAGAUGUGGUAUUCGCCAGAGUGGUGUCUGAGAAGCCCACAGAGGGCAAGCCGCCUAGCGACGAGACGAUCAGGAGCGGGUUAGUGGUUAUUGAUUUUGGGCUGCCUGCUGACGCGAAGUAUGAGUCGCCCAUGUAG
This is a messenger RNA of Gloeophyllum trabeum ATCC 11539, 759 nucleotides long. RefSeq lists its product as uncharacterized. The transcript has 4 exons. The record is from RefSeq and is a predicted model, not a curated record. Bases 1 to 759 code for a protein of 252 amino acids. Lineage: Eukaryota; Fungi; Basidiomycota; Agaricomycetes; Gloeophyllales; Gloeophyllaceae.